Molecule: messenger RNA, 8386 nt
Organism: Pocillopora meandrina
Lineage: Eukaryota; Metazoa; Cnidaria; Anthozoa; Scleractinia; Pocilloporidae
Source: the annotation of a GenBank genome assembly
GAUAACUUCGCGUCAGAUUACCAAGGCUGUGUCUGCUUUGAGAGAACGAAACAAUUUGCGACCGUCUGUGCUAGAAAUAUGAAUGACGAAACCCACUGUGAGGGUAGCCUUGGAGAAGAAGAUCAGCGUAAAGAUCAAGAUCUAAGCGAAGCUUUGAAUCAAAUAGAAGAAGCCUGCAAGGUAUUUAAGCGAGAGGCAGAGAAACUUCGCCAGGAGCGGGAAGUAGUCGACGCACUGUCUAAGAAAGUGGAGAACUUUCACUUUCCUUCGACAGUGAAACUCAAUGUGGGUGGACACAUCUUCGAAACAAGUCUUCAAACGCUGACCAAGGGCGCUCCAAACUCAAUGCUUGCCGCCAUGUUUUCAGGGAAAUUUGACCUGAAACCUGCAGAAGACGGCGCUUUCUUCAUCGACCGUGAUGGCACCCACUUCCGGUUUAUUCUCAAUUUUCUUCGCACUGGGACAUUAACUUUACCAGAAGAUGCAACAGUUUUUGAGGAAGUCAUGAAAGAAGCCAAUUUUUAUCAGAUCCAGGAAUUAGUUGACGCGCUUGAACGUCCAUAUGAUCCGACGCAGUCUCCUAUACUUGGUUUGAAAGUAGCCGAGCUAUUUGGAGAGUCGAUGAUUGUAAUAACUGAAGAGCAUCGAAAUGCCCUAAGGGGGUUUCUCCCUUCAGGAUGCGAAAACUGGCACCUUCUAUUCCGAGCCUCUCGCCAUGGUUUUAAGGCGCAAAACUUUCACUCCAGGUGCGAUAAUAAAGGACCCACGGUCACAAUUGUACAGAGUGGAGACUACAUUUUUGGAGGCUUCAUGGAAAUAUCAUGGGCUUCCGGUCCAGGUAAGGUGACACAUGAUUAUUAAAUUGUGGUGCAUUGUUUUCAAGGCCUUUCUCUUGCAUGUAGUUCCCCUAAUUAUUUUCCUGCAAGGAAUAUGUAUCAAGGGAAAAUAACCCAGUAUAAGAGCUAACAUCAUGAGCAAAAUAAGGUAGCAACAUGAUGCAAUUUAUAAGGAGCAAUAUUCUUAUGAUAGACAAAAAAAUAAAGAAAAUAGUUAUUUACUCGGUUGACAGGAUACUAUGAUAAAUAUGGCAUGUUGUACUUUGUGAAACGAAAGAAAUCAAUCGGAAUAGUCGGAACGAACUAUUUCAAUAAAUGCAGAAAAAAAUCAAGGCGAAAACUAUCCUUGACACAGUCUAUUUGUAUAUAUCAGGCAUUUAUAUGAUGUGUCAUUUCGUUCACAGUUACGACUUUUGUGAAGAGCACACAAUCAUUCCUGUUCAGUUUGGUCAACCCUAGUGGUGUAGGACCGACUAAAAUGCCCCUCAUGAGUCAAAACCAAAAAUCUGGCAUGGUCGGUCAUAGUGGAUAUGGACCCACGUUUGGCAUCAAGGGUUCUUUGUUCUUUUCUAUCUCCAGAGAUCUAUUCAUCUCAAAUGAUGCAAACACAAACACAGAAAGCCACAGUGAACUCGGCACCUCUUACGAAUGUCCACGGGGGCAAGAGAGCUCCUUCUUAACAGGAGGUAAAUAUUUCUCCGUUUCCAAUUACGAAGUGUUUGGACUCCAGUGACUGACAACAAAAAGAUCAGGGAAGAUCUUUCACCAAUUAUAACUACUAGUAUUAGAUCUAGUAUAUUACGUCUUCCCCCGCCAAUUAAUUAUCUAAAUUUUUGAGUAUAUAAAUAAUUCUAUCAGGUGUGAAGGACAUUUUAUCAUGUAGCUUGUGGGUUACAGUAAAAUGUUAUAAAAAAAAUCUUUGCAGAGACCGAAAUUUAUCUUGAGUGAUCUUAAGUAAUGUUGACAGCCACGAGAACCUUAGUGGUUCAACCCCCUUUGAAGGUCGAACAAACAUCAAACAUGGCAAGCUAAAUUGAGGAUUGUGUAGUUAUUAAAAAAAAACGACUGAACUUUGUUUGAAUAAUCAGAACUUAGAAUUUAGUUUCACCUUUGUCUUCAUGCUUAUAAUUGAAUAAAGUGGCAUAUCAUAAUGGUCGCACUUUUGCAUAUGCUGUUGCAUUGGUUUGCUAGUUUUGCUUUCCAGUUGAAAAGAAGCAUUGACCCUUACGAGAAGGCUUUUCAGAAGCAUUUACGUUUCACAAUUGCAACCUUGCAGUAAUUUUGAUUAUGGAUUAGCCGCAUCUUCUUUCCUCCUUGAUAUCAUCCUCCGAAACAAUCCCAUCAACGCUCCCACAUCCCGUCUAACAUUUUCACCUAAGUUUCCGUUGCAAGAGGGAUGUCUACUCAAGAAGAAGGGGGAAACACUCCACCAUGUCUCGUGUCCCCCCUACACUUCUUUCGUGCUCUAGUCGCCUACCUGCUUGCUUUAGGGCAGAACGGGGCACAUUCAAGGCUUCUUUAUUAGUAGUAUUCCAUUAGUACGCGCUAAACGAUCCGAGCCUAGGUUUUGUUCUACUUUUGGAUCAAUAUCAGUAUCUGAGCAGCUGCCCACCUUUCCCUCCCCUAAAUCAACAACAGUCAAUUGACAACAAGUUAAGGUUAAUGCUGGGUUAGGGGAGGGGUAGGUGGACAGUUGCCCAGAUACUGAUAUUGACCCCUAUUUUUUAGGCUUGACUGUUAAAGCAACGAACUUCUAGGCGUAUCCAAUUUUUUACUAGUCAUAAAUACUCCAAUGGUUUCGCUUGUAUUGUUUUGGUCUUUCACUCGGCCAUACUCGAUCGAUAGUACUUUUAUUUGGACUGUAGGAUAUAUAUAUUUUAUAUAGCAAAUGAAAUAAUACUGAAGAAAAAAAUCCUUUGCCUAUUUCGGCUUUCUGUCCGGCUGAAGGUAUAAAUUUGACGGUUUUUACUCUUCCUUUUCUUCUUUUAACAAUGCCGUCUGAGUAUGUGAGAUUAUUCAAAUUGGGGUAGACAGUAUUGUUUGUAGAACAACAGGAAAAGACAACAGUUGUCAACUUUAUACUUUAUACUUUAUACUGUGUAACAGAAAACCGAUGGGGGUAAAGUGUUAACAUUAAAUCGGCGUAUUCACCACACUUACAUCAAUUAAAACUUAUCCAAGUUAUCGCAUGUAUAUAUUGCAUUUAACGUAGAGUUUUCUCGGAAAAUUCUAUGGAGCCAUUUCCAAGAUUAAAGAACCUAACCUCAAAUUAGCCUCCAAUAAACAUUAGUGUUGAAAAUGCUCUACAUUCGCGAUACCACUUUUUUCUUAUAGACACGAGGAAAUAAGUUCAAAUUUAGCACAAUACCUUAAAACAUGUUGAAAAUUUUUCCGACGGCAAAUGAAAAAUGUCUAAGGUGAGAUGCCUAAAAGACACCUCGGGGAAGGAAGCGACCGAUGAAAUAACAUUUUUACUUCAUUCUCGUUUGAAAUUUCCACCUGAAUGGCGAAGGAAAUGACCCAUUUAAAAAGUUGAACUGAGAGAAUUUCAGUGAACUCACUUUCACCAGCUUCAGCUGCCGGUUGAUUCUUUGCUUGAUUUGAAGGGCGCCAUUUAGCUUUUUUCGCACAAGGGCAGUCUUGUUCACGAUGGCUUUUCCACGAAAAAAAAGGGAUCGUUUUGAGGUCAAAAUAAGACCUUUUUGACUCGAUGGAGUAAUCGUCUGCACGCCGAGCGGACCUAUUUUGGAUGAAUUUCCUCAGAGACCUAGUCGAUAUUAUUUUGCACUGAACCGAAAGCUCAUUUUUGACCGAGCUUUUGUUAGUUUUACUUGACAGUCCUUUUUCAUACAGUGGACUCAAGACGGAGAUAUGAUCAUCCACAUGAGCUGAAAUGAAAAACAAAAAGACCGUUAGGAAUAGUAAAUAGAUAGCUUGCAGAAGACAUGCAUGACACAUGACAACAGGUCACAACAACAAUUAGCCUUGCACUUGGACUAUACCUACAUGCACUCGACUUCUGUUUUGAUAAAUGUGAGGCACAAAUAUCAAGGUUUACCGUAUUAUUUUUCUUUUUUCCAAACAAAAAUCACACAUACCUAAAAAAUUUUCAAUAUAUAUGAAAAUCCAAGGUGGUUUCAAUUACUUUCAGACUAAGAAAGAUUCACCGGCAGAGUUUGAAAGAAAUCGAUUCUAGGAUGCACCGAACCGCUUUUACAGAGAUUUUUGUCUUAAGGACAAAGUUAGCUUUUCUUUGAAAGAAGCUUAGUUCUCGAAAUAUUGCUUUGUUCGAUUUUGCCUUUCUUUUGUUCAUAACUUUAAAUCCGGAUAGGUAAUUACCUAAUUUAACUGACACAAUCGGGUCACAAGCCAAUGGUUCAAGGUUACAAUCGGGAUCACAAGCCAAUGGUUCAAUGAACCUUACUGUUAGAUUGCGAAAUACACACGUGUUUAAUUGUUACCUGUUUCGCAUAACAGAAACCUGUACGGAGAAAAUUUGGAGAGUGCUCAUGAGGCUAGAAGCUCGUGCUCUCCAUAUGAACCUUACUGCUUGCUUCAGAUUGCGAAAUACACACGUUAAGCUUGAAUCAAUUGUUACAUCUGUUUCGCAAUAACAGUCGAACCUGUAUAAACCGCUCAUCCAUACAGAUUGACAGCUUAAUACAAUGGGAGUCUUACAAAAUAAUAAAGAAACGCCACGUUUAGCCAUAAUUUACCUCUUAAUUUAAAAAAAAAUUGCUCAAUAAUCUUUCUAACAUUGAUUUUGGGAGGUAAACAUGGAUUAAACUUUAUGUGAAAGAUUAUUCCUAAUGUAAUUUGAGUGGGUAAUCUGUAAGGGAUCGUUAGAUUCCGUUAGAUACAAGUCGAAAACAGUAAAAAGAAACUGUCGGGCCUCAGCAAAGGGCGACUGCGACAGCGAAAUUGAGGUGAAAAUUGGGUAAUUGAGGGAAAAAAUUAUGGGACUUUUGCGAACCAACUGCUUUAAACAGGGUCACCGCACAGUACGGUGCCACUUCAUACAGUUAAGACUGUAAAUCACAAGCUUAGCCUAAAAAGAAUAGGCUGAUCAUCUCUUAUUAGGAGAAAAUAGUUUCGCUAAUUUAGUAACACACUUAAAAUUGGGUGAUGAUAGUUUUUGAUCAAAGCACAACUUCUCUCUCUUCUCUCUUGCGUGAAUUCUGCCUUAAGCAGGUGUUGGGUUACUGUAGCAACUGGCUUUUCUGGUAAGAAAUGUUGAAAUUACUUCCAAUGUAAUUACAAUAAUCUGUCCACUGAAGCAAUAUUAAGGCCUUUUUUCCAAGUCUUUGUACCAAGUUAUUAGAUUUGCUUUCGCAUAGAAGGAGACGAUCAGGAUUUUCUCGAGAAAAUUGGGAUUUUUUCGCCUUCAAUUCGCAACACUAAAAUUAGUGAGCAAAAAUUAAGUUUUCGAAAUGAUAUACGCUGAAUUGUAUAUUAAUUAAUACUCGUUUAGAAUUCAUGAACACUUGACUUUUGACGUAAAAAAGGCCAUAAAAACAAGCAAUUAAAAAUUUUGUUUAUCUUACCGUCUUUAAUUUUUACUCAGAGGAAUGUUUACGACUAAAUUUCAGACUACCAAGGUUAUAUAGCCUUUUUGAGAUAUCUCAAUCAAUCGAUAGUUGACGGAUCGUGAAAGUUGCGUGACUUUUGAGUUGUUUACAUUAAACCCUGGAAACACAGAAGAAAUAAGUUGAUUGCCAACUGCAAUUAAAAACAGGGUGAGCACGCAGUCUGCCAGACGAUUGCGACACUCUCCGUCUAUAAAUAUUCGAGUACACGUCUUUGAAUUAGCCACACAAAUGAGAAUCCUUUCUUACGCCACUGCUCUGGGUGUUGAUGACAAUUGCUAGGUGUGGGGUUGUAGAAAGAUUAUCUGAGCUCAGUUGUUUGGCAAGGAAAAAGUGAACAAAUAUACCUCAACUUGGAAGGUAAUAGACAGAACAUACAUCGAGCAAAGUGAAAGAUCUGUGUGAGUGCCAUUUGAUAUAUUAUGGUUUUUCACGAACAAAAUAGUGAUUUGCGAGCUUCGCGUGGGCUUUGUUAGUUGUCGACAACGUCGAUUAAACAAUGAACUUGUUUUGCCUACGAAUUUCGCAGUACUUUCGCUGUCAAAACUAUCUCGAACCUGAAUACGGAGAGUAGCGUUAAAUUAGAAAUUUAAAAAAUUACCCGUCGUCGGAGUCAUGUUCUCCAGACAGCGCAGAGUUGGGUCAUUUCACGUUGUUUUGCAGAGGACGCAAAGAUUUAUACCAUACGUGCACAGCCACUGUUCUGCUCAUAAACACUUUAGUCUAGUAACGUUCCAGUUGUCGUUGCCGUAGUGGUUUUCUUAACAUCCCUAAGAGUAACACUUAGGUGCCAACACUGUAGGAUUCGAUUUUGCUCCUCUUGCGAUAACCCAUAUCUCCAGUUUUAAUCUUCUUUUCGAAGGAAACCUGACCUGAAUUACAAUACUUUUACCCUAAGAACACAAGCCUACACCGGUUUUAAUCUUCUUUUCGAAGGAAACCUGACCCGAAUUACAAUACUUUUACCCUAAGGACGCACAAGCCUACACCGAAAAGCAAAUUCAAACGAAAAGUUCGCCGCCGGACUCGAACUUUCUGAAUUCUAAAUCGGUUUUGAAGAGCUUUUGAAGACUCGUUGUAGUUAGCCUAUCAAACUUCAAGCUUCACAAGCUUCAAAUGGAAUCAAUAUCAUGCAAAAGGCGAAAGUGAAAUUAAAUUACUCAUUCGCUGCCUUCGCUCAAGAGCAGAAAGAAUUGGUAUAUUUUGGAGCUUGGUAAUAAAUGCACAUGCAUAACCCAAAAUUAGUCAUGAAGAGGCACUUAUCGUGGAAUUCUACAGUUACUUUAUCGGAGAAAGAAUAACUUUUGUGAAGGUACGUUUUCCUAAGGCUGGAAACUACUAAAUUGCAAAUUGAAAAAAAAAAAUACUUUCAAUAUGUAAGUUGAGUCGUGGUGGGGCUCUCAAUUGUAAAAAUUUUUUUUAUCCCUAGCAUAAACCCCAAAACUAUUAGCUCAUAUCGUUCCCUCGGGACCAUAUAUCAAGUGUCUAAUAAUCACUUCUGUGUAUCAAGAAAUAGUGCAAGUACACGAUGCUAAAUGAUGCUGAAUUUUUUUAAUUCAAAUUUUAAAAUAAUUUUUGUAUGUUUUCCUUUUGGUAAGUCAAUAGAACCAAUUUCGAAGGAUUUAGCAAUGAAUGGUGGUAUGUAUUCGUCGACUGUAAAACUCAAUGUUGGCGGCCAUUACUUCACAACAAGUCUUCAAACACUGACCAAAGAUCCAGACUCAAUGCUGGCCGCCAUGUUUUCGGGAAAGUUUGAAAUGAGACCUUCUGAGGACGGCGCCUUCUUUAUCGACCGGGAUGGAACUCACUUUCGAUUUAUACUCAAUUACCUACGAACUGGGAAAUUGACUUUGCCGGAUGAAGAAACAAUUCUGAGGGAAAUCGAAGAAGAGGCUGAUUUCUACCAGAUAACAGGAAUUAUUAACGAGUUAAAAGAGCCAAGUUUUUUUGGAUCUUCACUUCAAGCAAACAAAUUUCCUGAACCAUUUCAGGAAUCCAAGAUCUUAACUUCUAUUGAGCAUUGCCGGGUGCUUCAAGCCUGGUUGCCUUCUUCGAGUAGGACCUGGGUCCUUCUGUACCGAGCUUCUCGCGAUGGGUCUUCGGCCGAAAGCUUUCAUUCCAAAUGUGACAACAAAGGACCCACUGUCACCAUUGUAAACAGCGUGAACAAUAUUUUCGGUGGAUUCACAGACAUGCCAUGGAUGAGUGGUAAGUCAGUUGCACUUGAAGAAUUUAUCAACUAACAUUUAUCCACUUCCUUACUGUAUCUUCACGUAUGACACAUCCACCAUUGCUGACCAAGUAGAAUUCGGAUCGCUCACUGGUACACGGCCUAUAAAAAACAUACCUGGCCAGUUCUUUGUAGUUGGUACAGCAUCUGACCGUUUACCUCUACAUUUUUUCAGGAGACAACUUUAAUAAAGCUUAAGUCUUCCUUACUUUCUGGUUCAUAAAUUUAAAUAAAAAGGAUUGGCAUAUAUAGUCUUUCGUUCUUGCACGAAUGUACGGCGUUGAUUCAGCAGAAAGCCUAGGCAAUAGCAUGAGUAUAUAAACAUUUUAUGACGAAACGUCGGUACAAACUUUAAUCAACAUGAAGGUGCCAUAGCUAACAAUACCUCUAAUAGAGUUUCUGAAACAAAAGUUACUUUUCUAGGUCGCGUCACGUGGGUCACACAAUCAAAAGCAUUCCUAUUCAGCAUGGUUAAUCCUCAUGGCCUGGGACCUACUAAAAUGCCGAUAAACAAAAUUCAUCUGAAAGGUUUUUACUGUGAUAGCAGCCUAGGACCCAAAUUUGGAGGACAGCGCGACCUGGAAAUCAUAUCAAGGGACGGAGAAGGAAAUAUAUCAGGUUUUAGCCAUCUCGGCCGAUCGUUUGACACUCCUCCAGGCCAGCAGGCGACAUUCCUGACGGGGAAAAAGAAAUUUAAAGUAACAGAUUACGAAGUGUUUGGAUUGCACGAGUGA